Molecule: messenger RNA, 363 nt
Organism: Colletotrichum abscissum
Lineage: Eukaryota; Fungi; Ascomycota; Sordariomycetes; Glomerellales; Glomerellaceae
Exons: 1
Coding region: 1-363 (120 amino acids)
Source: RefSeq, a predicted model, not a curated record
AUGCCUUCCGAACAAAAGCCUCUCAGCUGGUGGAAGCGCCACUGCACCCCGCCGCCAGCCAUCAACCGAACUCCCCAGUGUCCAUGUUCCGCCUGCUGGAACGGCAACGGCGAGCACUGGAAGACGACCGUUCCACAGACCACGGCGCCAAAGUACGCGUCCAUCCCGAGCCAAGCAGCAGCAAAAGAGACACGGACGAUGGCUCUGCGACGAGAGUCAGAAUCAGACCUGACACCGCUCCGCCGCGAAGAGACUUCGUCGACGACAAACCUCAGCGUCUACUCCCAAGAUAGCAACGCCAGUUCAGACCGCGCCUCUGUCACCGACGUUCACCGCCUAGCUCUGGGAAAGGAAAUCGUCUAA